CUGCUGCCCAGUCGCUCAAAGGAUAUGCGCUUGCGCGUUAAAGAUCACUGUCCGCUCUCCUCAUUGGUUCGUUCGUUGGAGCUCCGGGGAAUAUGAAAUAUCCAGCCAAUAGGAGCAGAGGUGUCGGAGCCCGACGCUUGUGUCCCUCGGCUGAGGUGAUCUGGCGCAGAGCGGAGGAGGUGCUUGGCGCUGCUCUGGCUCCUCCUCUCUUCUUGCGGCCGCGCUGAGGUUGGCCCUGCUCUUGCGGCCUCCCGCAGAAUGUGGAUGACGCCCAAAAGGAGCAAGAUGGAAGUCGACGAGGCUCUCGUGUUCCGGCCCGAGUGGACUCAGCGUUACUUGGUGGUGGAGCCCCCGGAGGGCUCCGGGGCCCUGUGCUUGGUCUGUCGCCGCCUAGUCGCAGCCACUCGCGAACGCGACGUCAGGCGCCACUACGAGGCUGAGCAUGAACACUACGAGCGGUAUGUGUCGGAGGGCGAGCGCGCGGCCCUGGUGGAGCGCCUGCGCCGGGGCGACUUGCCCGCGGCCGCCGCGCUCACUCCCGAGGAGAGAGCUGCUCGCGCAGGCCUCGGGCUCUGCCGCCUCUUGGCCUUGAAGGGUCGCGGCUGGAGUGAGGGGGACUUUGUACACCAGUGCCUGGAGGUCUUGCUGAGAGAGGUUCUGCCCGAGCACGUAGACGUCCUGCAAGGCAUCGACUUAUCUCCGGAGAUCACAAGGCAGAGGAUCCUGAGCAUCGACAGGAAUCUACGCAGUCAGCUUUUUAACCGAGCCAGGGACUUCAAAGCCUAUUCCCUUGCCUUGGACGACCAGGCUUUUGUGGCCUACGAGAACUACCUCCUGGUCUAUAUCCGCGGUGUGGGCCCUGAGUUGGAGGUGCAAGAGGAUCUCCUGACCAUCAUCAACCUGACUCAUCACUUCAGUGUUGGUGCGCUCAUGUCGGCCAUCCUAGAGGCCCUGCAGACCGCAGGCCUUAGCUUGCAGCGAAUGGUGGGACUGACCACGACCCACACUUUGAGGAUGAUUGGUGAGAACUCAGGACUGGUCUCCUACAUGAGGGAAAAGGCUGUCAGCCCCAACUGUUGGAAUGUGAUCCAUUAUUCAGGCUUCCUUCACUUGGAACUGUUGAGCUCCUAUGAUGUGGAUGUCAAUCAGAUCAUAAAUACCAUAUCCGAAUGGAUAGUUUUGAUUAAGACCAGAGGCGUUAGGCGACCCGAAUUUCAGGCUUUGCUAACUGAAUCUGAGUCAGAACAUGGUGAAAGAGUUAAUGGUCGAUGUCUGAACAAUUGGCUUAGGAGAGGGAAAACUUUGAAGCUAAUAUUUUCUCUGAGAAAAGAAAUGGAGACAUUCUUGGUUUCAGUAGGGGCAACGACAAUCCAUUUCUCAGACAAGCAAUGGCUUUGUGACUUUGGUUUCUUGGUGGAUAUUAUGGAACACCUUCGAGGACUCAGUGAAGAAUUACGAGUUAGUAAAGUCUUUGCUGCUGCUGCUUUUGACCAUAUUUGUACUUUUGAAGUUAAGCUGAAUUUAUUUCAAAGGCAGAUUGAGGAAAAAAGUCUAACAGACUUUCCUGCCCUCAGAGAAGUUGUUGAUGAGCUUAAACAGCAAAAUAAGGACGAUCAAAAAAUAUUUGAUCCUGAUAGGUAUCAAAUGGUGAUCUGUCGUCUGCAAAAAGACUUUGAGAGACAUUUUAAGGACCUCAGGUUCAUUAAAAAGGACUUAGAACUUUUUUCAAAUCCAUUUAACUUUAAACCUGAAUAUGCACCUAUUUCAGUAAGAGUGGAACUAACAAAACUUCAGGCAAAUACUAAUCUUUGGAAUGAGUACAGAGUCAAAGACUUGGGGAAGUUCUAUGCUGGAUUGUCUGCUGAAUCUUACCCAAUUAUCAAAGGGGUUGCCUGUAAGGUGGCAUCCUUGUUUGAUAGUAACCAAAUCUGUGAAAAGGCUUUUUCAUAUUUGACUCGAAAUCAACACACUUUGAGCCAGCCAUUGACAGAUGAGCAUCUCCAAGCCCUGUUUCGGGUUGCCACAACUGAAAUGGAGCCCUGUUGGGAUGAUCUUGUGAGAGAAAGAAAUGAAUCAAAUCCAUAAGCCUUUGUAGUACAAGAGAAAAACUCAACAAGAGUUUAAUUCUAAAAGCAAAAAUUGGUCUGAUUUUUCAAGUUUACUUAUUUGGAUUGUGAGAGAGCACCAAGUUAUUACCAGCCGUCCAAAUUGAUCACAAGUCACAUUCUAAGAGUUGCCUUGUUAAAAUCUCAAAUGGCAGCAUGGGACUGAAACAUGAGAAUGCCCCCCUUUUUCAAAAUUCAGUUUAAUGACAAAGUGCUUGUCUUUUAUGAUAUAAUUGAUUCUAAAGAGGUUUAGUAUUGAUAAUGUGAGUUAAACUUGCAGUUUGUUUUUAAGGUGUUAGGAUAUAUGCCAAAAAUUUUAGCUUUUAUUUUAAUUGUUAAAAUUCUGAUACAUAUGUCUUAAAUUAUCAACUCCUUAAAUGUGUGUUUGGACCAAUUUGCAGAAACUCACAUAGCUAGUUCAUAAGUUUCUGAAAAGGAAGAACAUACAUACAGUGGAGGUAUUUUGUCUAACUACCAAAAUGUUUGAGACUCUUUUUUUAAGUGUAUUUCUGAGUCUGAAGUAAAUAUUGAAAUUUCCUCCCUCUCACCACUCCCUCAUCCACCCCGGUGAUACUGAUAUUACUAAUAGAGGAAGUAAUUGAAUGAAGUUUUAGUCACAGGAGCAAGAAUCAUUUUUAAGUUGCUGAUAUAGGAGACUUCCUGCAAUUUGGAGAUAAAACUAACCAGUUAUUGGGGGUUUCCCCUUAAUUUUUGCAACUGGGGGCUGUUUUAUCACCUUGCCUAUUAAAGAACUACGUACGGUAAGUAUAGAAACAUAAUGGUUGCCAGUUAGUAAUUCUUUUUUUCUACUCUUAGACAGAAGUUUGGCCCUGUCAAAAAGGGUGAGAAAAAAAGAUUUUUGCACUCCAGGAUCAGGAGGUGUGAGAUAUUUUAGCUUUUUUGUCCUACCUGCAUGGGUGUUACUGCUUUAUUAAAAAAUCCUGCUUAAGGGAAACACAUUGUUGUAAAGUGAUACAGUAUAUCAGAUUUUGUCAGAUGCUAGAAAUGGAUUUAUUCUAGAAUUUGUUACUGUCCCACACAUUCUGUAUUUAAGACAGUGCACAAGUAGAAAUAAGCAGCCUUAUUAACUGAUUGUAGCAAUUCCAUAUUUCUAGUAAGACAUCUGUUUUGUGCCAAAAGAGUAAUUUUCAAACUUAUGUUAACUGUGUAAAGGCAAUCUUACAGUAAAGUCCAAUAUGUAAAACUAAUUGUGAACAGGGUCUGACUUACAUUCAUAGAUCCUGUCAAGUGCAGUUUGAAGACUCUUGUUCUAAAAUCCUGUCAGAACUAUUGGAACACAUUAUUCUAUGGUUACUAGUGCAGCCAGUUCAAAGAACCAGGUUACAAAACAAGAAUCUAGAAGAAACUUGAGUCUGGGCAAUCAAAACAGAUGCCAUAAUGGCCUAAAAACUAAAGUUGUGUCUGGUUUUUCAGAGGCAGUAACUCCCUUUCCAGAGGAGGCUGAGAAAUGUGUAGGGGCACUUUUUUGGUUGUCAUAUUUACUAGGGGCGUCUGCUGGCAUUUAAGCCUGAAGACCUUUACCCCCUGUAGUGCAUAGGACAGCCUGGCACACUGAAGAUUUUUCCUUCCAAAAUACAGGUUAUUUUAUUUUGAUGGACAGGGCAAAUUACCGGUAGAAGCAAAAUUAAAAAGACAAAUUGGGCAAACGGAAUAAUUGAUAGAGGAGACUAAUUCCAACACUCCAGGUUUGGCUGAUGAGGUGCACUAAAGGCAUUGAUAUGUUCCAGCAGCUCACUAUAGUACUUAUAAAUCCAUAAUUAAUACUGAUGUUUAAUAUUAAUAUUUCAAUAAUAUCAGAUUAAAAGACUCUAUCCUGUUACACAUAGUCAGUUUAGGGCAGGAAAACAAGUGCUAUAUAUUGGCAGGAUACCAAGAAUGGUCAAAUUGAAAUUUUGGUUAAGAGAGUAAGUUUAAAUAUCUGAAAAAACAACACAGAAAAAAAUAAAAGAAUCUACCGGUAAUUUCCUAAUAGCUUUGAGUAUUUUUACAGUAGAAAAAUGCUUUAUUACUUGAGAAAAA
Molecule: messenger RNA, 4145 nt
Organism: Carlito syrichta (Philippine tarsier)
Lineage: Eukaryota; Metazoa; Chordata; Mammalia; Primates; Tarsiidae
Gene: EPM2AIP1
Product: EPM2A interacting protein 1
Exons: 1
Coding region: 259-2085 (608 amino acids)
Biological process (GO): positive regulation of glycogen (starch) synthase activity; positive regulation of glycogen biosynthetic process; response to insulin
Source: RefSeq, a predicted model, not a curated record